AGAGCAGAGCAGCUCGGCCAGGCCAGGCUGUCGCAGUCCAGUCAGUGGCGGCCGAACGGGUCCAAAGAGAGCAGUGCGUGUGUCCGUGCGAGGCGCGCGCGUGUGUGUCCCAAGGAGCAGCACCAGCAGCAGCAUCAGCAUGCAGGCCGCUGAGCGGGCCUCGGCCGCCGGAUAGUGGCCGCCGCGGCCGCCGUCUCUCUUCCUCUCUUUCUCUCCCCCUUUCUCUCUCCGCACUGUCGCAGCCUCCUCAGCCGCCAGCCAGCCAGCAGCAGUCAUCCGCGCUCCAGCAGGCUGGCGUAGUGUGAUGUGCCGUCGUGGUGGGCGUGUCGCUCCGCGCGUGCAUGGCCUCAGCGUCAACCGCCCUAGAUGCCUUUGACGCAGCGUUCGCGGCGGCGCAGUUGGCCGAGGAGGAGUACCUCGUCAGUCGAGAGCUAGAGGAGAUCUCGAGCCGCAGCAGGCCGCAGCCGCACGACCUCCAUCGUUCGCCAUUGCCGCCGGCUCACCCCCACCCACACCACCCCCACCAGCAGCACCCCCACCAGCAGCACUUUUCGGCCUCGACCGCCCACUACGCCCGCGCAGGCGGAGUCGCUUGCGAGUCGUGCAGCGGUCGAGGCGUGGGCCUCCACUCAACCACGGCCCCGUUGGCCGCGAGCGGCGCGCGGGGCAGUGGCGGGCUGAUCAGCGCCGCGGCGGCCGCGGCGCCGUCGUGGUGCGUGUACUGCGGCUGCUCGCAGGUGGUGGCGCCGACGGCGGCGGCCAACGGGCAGUGCGCGUCGUGCUCACCGCACCGCAGGGCCGUGCAGACGCUGCAGCGUGGUCCCGCGUCGGAGCCGCACCGCCGCGGCGCCUACUUCGAGGCCGAGGAUGCCGCCGCCUACCCGGACGCCACCUCUGCCCGCCACCGCUCCGGACAGUACUACUCGCCGCCCGGCACCUCCUACACCAUUGUCGAGGCCAGACCUUCCGCAAGGGACCUGCCGCUCCGCGAGAUUGGAUUCAGGCCGAUCAACGCGCGAGCCGCGAGCCAGUCGCCGCCGGUGCGUCAGAGUGCGUCGGCGUCGCGCGGCGCCGCCAAGCUGGGCAGUAGCGGCGGCGCCGCCAUCUCGCCCGAGCAGGUGAUUCGCAUGCUCAACUCGUCGAACCACGGAGUUGGCGCCGGCGGCCCCGGGGGCGUCAAGGCCCGCGACCAGCCACCCCCGCCCAUCAACAUGAUGAACAACAUGCCGGUGCGCACCGUCACCAUGAGCAGACCCGCCGAAUCCGCCCACGGAUUCGGCAUCUGCGUCAAAGGCGGAAGAGAGUCAGGCGUGGGUGUAUACAUCUCGAGGGUCGAGGAGAACAGCGUGGCCGAACACGUCGGCCUUCGACCCGGAGACUCCAUCCUCGAGGUCAACGGAAUGCCCUUUGGCGGGGUCAGCCACGACGAGGCCCUCAAGAUGCUCAAAACGUGUCGCAAGGUGACGAUGACUGUGCGGAGCGCGUCGGGGGGCGCGGGGUACGCGCUACCCUCGGCGUCGGCAUCCGCGGGGGCGGGCCAGCUGUACACGUGGACCGACCGGCACGGCCGGCCCGUGUCGCCGCCUCCAGAAUACGCUUCGGCCCUGAGCGGGCCACCCCCACUGCCGCCCCCGGGCCCUGGCGCCAGGACCUGGAACUUCCACUCUGCUAGAAGUAAGGAGAGAACUAGAAAGGUGGAGCUGAGCAUCGAGCCGGGUCAGAGUUUGGGUCUGAUGAUCCGUGGCGGCGUCGAGUACGGCCUCGGCGUGUUUGUCACCGGCGUCGACCCGGGCAGCGUGGCCGAGCGCUGCGGCCUCAUGGUUGGUGACCAGAUUCUGGAGGUGAACGGCCAGAGCUUCAUGGCGGUGACGCACGAUGAAGCCGUGAGCCAGCUCAAGUACCACAAGAGGAUGAGUCUGAUCGUGCGUGAUGUGGGCAAGGUGCCGUCGUCGGGGGCGCCGCACACUGCCUCCUCAGGGCUGCUGGGUCAUGCGUGGGAGACGCACCUACCACAUACGUCGCGCAGUCCCGCGGGUUGGCAGCGCAACCUCGAACCAAGUGGCGCUGCACUCCAAAUGGUGCAGGAGAAGGCACGAGUCAUCCUGCCGCACCCUGAGUACGCCUCCCUCGAUUACUAUCAGCGUGAGUACGCGGCCAGGCAGAUGGACGUCGAGGCCUUUGUUGCCGUGCUGCUGGAAAUGCUCAACACUCCUGAGAAGUACACCCUUUUGAUUGAACUGCGGGAGGUGGUGCGACCUGAGGACAGAGCGAGGUUCGACGAGCUUGUAUACCGAAGAGAAGCGGAGGGUCAGAGAUGCCGGGAGCUGCGUGAUCUUUUGGGCCACCGGGGCGGCCAGGACCACCUCAGGGUGGGAGGGCAGAAGCCGGCGCCACUCCACCCCCACCACCACCCUCACUACCACCAUCACCUGCAGCAGCAGCAUCAGCAGCAGCAGCAGCAACAACAACAACAACAACAACAACACCAGCAGCACCUGGAGGCGGAGCAGCCCGAAAUGAAGACACCCAGCGAGGACUCCGGCGUCGACCUGGCCACGCAGUGGGGCCCCAGCGAGGCGACGUGGUACCGCACCCCGGCCGUGGACCCCUACGGCUGGCCGCUGCGGACGCAGCAACUGCGCACCUCGGACCUUUCUGCCGUCGACGACCAACAGCAGGAGUUGCGUGCCAACGGCAGCAGGAGACACUCGAGUCCCGGUGUCGACCAGGAAGGCGACCCUGGCGCCGACCCCGGCGCCAACCGCAGCCAGUACGACGCCAACAGCGGGUACCUCGAUGGUCUGCGCUCGUCCAUCGGCGGACUAACGCAAAGGGUGAAAUCCUGGUACUGGGGUCGACCCAUAGACUUGGCGCAAAAGCUGAGCCGCAGCUUCGACAUUAGCGGCGACAACGACCAGCAGAGUCUGCUGAUGGACGCGGAUGGCAGUGGCGUGCCGCGCAGAAGACAAUCCAUGCAGAGGCUCGCGGCCAGGGGCGUGCCCACCUGCGGCGACCUCCAAGAGGUCAACGAAGACGCAAUGGGCGCCAUGGUGGUACCUGACAUGCAAGGCAAUCUGCGCAUCACCGUCAAGAAAUGCAAACCCAUGCUGGGCAUCGCGAUCGAGGGUGGUGCCAACACUAAGCACCCGCUUCCCAGGAUAAUCAACAUACACGAAAACGGCGCUGCGUACGAAGCAGGAGGACUGGAAGUCGGUCAGCUGAUCUUGGAGGUGGAUGGACACAAAGUGGAGGGGAUGCACCACCAGGAGGUGGCGAGACUGAUUGCCGAGUCUUUCGCGGCGAGGUCGCGGCCGGAAAUCGAAUUUCUGGUGGUGGAAGCCAAGAAGUCGAACCUCGAGGCCAAGCCGACCGCGUUGAUUUUCCUCGAGGCGUAAGAGACGCACGCAGCCGGUGUGUGCCAAAGUGAUUCCCGCAGAGCUUUCAAAAAAGCAAAAGUCUCGUCAGUGACAUAAUGACUGUGUGACCGGUGCUAUUGUGUACAAUACAUUCUACAUGAUUGGUUGCGCUUAAGAGCAGCAGGACUCUUUUCCGGAAAAAAUAAGUUCGAUGAUUGAGCCGAUUUUUCUAUUUAACUGCGAUCAUCGAAAUUAUUCUGUUGUUACUUGUUAAGUUUUGCAUAUUAUAUAAGACGGACACGCAGCGGCGGAUAUACAUACACACGUUAACCCUUCUCAAAACGGAUGCAAAUGGCUAAAAGUACAUACUAUAAAAAUAAUACACUCGCACACACGACGAGGCGUCAUCAAAGCAAGUUUUCUUGACAAAAAGGCGCUCGUCGCGCCGACAAAAUUCACCAUCGACCUUCAACACACCUCUAAAAGCAAGCUUGGAACUCUGAAAGUAAAAAUUAAUUGCUCAAAAAUGUAACUUCAUUUUUUAACCUUCACUCGGGACAGUUACCCAAGGGUAGAGAAAUUCUAUAAAUUGUCAGUAUUGAAUUCCCUCAAGAGAAAAAUGAUUGUUAUGUGUUAUUUUGGUUGUAAUCAAUACUAACCAGACUUUCAUUGCCUAAAAAUUUAGAUGCAGCAAUAUAUAUUACUGACGCGUGGGAGCAAAAUUAUCCGAGUCUUGAUUUAUUCGUUCCAGCCUUGAUUCUUGAUUUCGGUCAGUUUGAAAGUUGUCGUGAAGAUUGUUGGCGCGGCGACGGGCCAAAUUGAGUUUCGGUCUAUCCCUCUGACUAUGGAUGUGCCAACUGCCCCUUCGAAGUAGAACUCAGACAGAGAGGCUCGAUUCGCAGGUGUUGCGAACCGGAAAAGUAGUGAAACGAAAUUCGCGUAGAGCAGCAGUUCGAUGUUUCGGUGUCUAGCUUCCAACUCUGAGCGCAGUUUCUACCUGCUUCCUGUCACAGAAAUAAAUCAACUUAACUAAAAAUGACAAAAGAUUAAAAAAGUUGUGCUCUCUAGACAAGCAGUGUGCAUGCUAUAAACUGCGCGAUCGUGUACUUAAAUCGAGUGUAAAACAAAAAAAGGAGUUUCUGUGACCGCGAGUGGCGAAACCGCACUUUUUUCUCGUUCUCGUCUCGAAAUCAAAACCCCAAAGCAGAUAUAUCAAAAGUCGGGUUGCAAUCGGCGUUGAGGCGCUGGUUGGAACCGGUCUCGCGCCUCUGUAGCUUCUAUUCUCUAUUGUCUAUUAUCUAUAUCUCCUUCUCACGUUAGGUUUCAAAAAGAUUCUUGACCCGUCGUGUUCCCUUUGAUCGAAGUGUGUUCAGAAGAAAAACAUGUUAAAACCAGAAUGUGGAUUCAAUUCAGCAAUUUGUCUAUAUUUUCGGGAUUGACCUCACACUCGAAUACACUCACUCACACACACAACACACGCUAGGCCUAUAUAUCGAGUAAGUGCGCAGUAUAUUACACACAUAUAUUUUUGUGGUCCUCCUACUCAGAGAAAUCGAGAAAAAGCAGCCAUUGUUUCAUUUCACUCACACACACAGACACUCACUAACUCGACCGUCAGUGUACAUAACUUAAAAAAGCGAUAAAUGUUGUUGAACAAAAUGUAGCCACGCAUAUAAUAACCUGUUAAGCGGAAACGAGCAGAAAGCUAGACGUCAAAUGUGUAAUCACUUAGUUUUCAGUGAGAGAUAAUUUUAGUUUCUCAUUUCUUUGUGGGACAGAGCUACUCCAAAACGACCGAAUAUAUGCAUCUUUUUUCAUCUCUACCGAUCCAAUUGGCGAAAUCUUAAAAAUUCAAGUAAUUUUGGUCGUUUGAAGCUCUGAACACUUUCUAAAAGCACUUUAAUUGCCAAUCAGAAACUCGAAAUGGAAAUUUUCCUUUUGAAAAUAUUUGCGAGUAAUUAUCAAAGGAAGGUGAUAAGCAUCACAACGACUUAGACAAGCUUUUAUUCUGAGGGAAAAUUUUAGGAGAAACGCGUCAUUUUCUUUCAAGAGGAAAUCGAUGAUUUCGAUGUUGGAAAUGCCUUACGUUCGGUGUGCGUUGGUCAGAAAGGGAAAAGUAUUGGUAGAAAAAAGGGAAUUGCUGGAGAAAAAGACACUCACGCGCGUUUAGAUGCAACUAACCAAACCGCAAAAAUGUUGGCAGCCUCUUUCAAGCUUUGGUAAAAUAAUACAAAAACAAAAGUCACACACAGACACACUCACUCACGCUACACAUACACACACACACACACACACACACACACACACACUAUCUCAACAUAUCUACUUACAUUGUCUGCCUUAACGCCUGUUAUGUGUGCAUAAUGAGUAUAAUUAAAAAGCGCAAAUAUUUACUACCACUAAAAACGAGCGAAAAAAAACGAGCGGACGGAUUAUUGCGGUGGGAAAAAAGGGGAAAUAAAUAAUGAUUCACUCACUCAACUCACUUAAUAAACUCACACACUCUUGUUUUUUUACAAAUAAUUAUUACAAAAAUUUAUAUUUUGAUUCGGCACGCUUGCAUUACGAAACACAAAAAGGCUCCUUCUGCGCAAAACCGAAAUGUCUUUUCACUCUUUCACUCUCACUCUCAUUGCGUUUCCUCUCUCUUUUCUGUACGAUAUAUUCUUUAGUGCAUAAAAAGCAAACUUAAAAUAGCGAGUCAAGUGCGAUGCCUAUUUUUCAAUUUUUAUGCAGUACUGUAACGAGACCAUUGUGUAAAACAGAAAAUAAAACAACAAAUUAUGAGACAGAGCAAACGAACAUACGAAAAA
Messenger RNA from Cloeon dipterum, 6169 nucleotides. It is a transcript of the gene dysc, whose product is annotated as dyschronic. The record is from RefSeq and is a predicted model, not a curated record. Gene Ontology annotation, molecular function: protein binding. Gene Ontology annotation, cellular component: stereocilium tip; cilium; stereocilia ankle link complex. Bases 342 to 3395 code for a protein of 1017 amino acids. NCBI's taxonomy places the organism in Eukaryota, Metazoa, Arthropoda, Insecta, Ephemeroptera, Baetidae. The transcript has 18 exons. Gene Ontology annotation, biological process: rhabdomere development.